ACACCAUGGUUUAAAGUUGUGCAGAGUUUACCAAAUAAAAUUUUACUUGUGAAAACAAAAUGUAUUUAUAACAAGGUAUUGUGAGAUUGAUAUCUGAAAACCUGAUUUAUUAAAAAGUCAGAUAGUAACCUAAAGUAAAAGUUUUCUGAAUGUUUUAAUUCAUGAUACUUCAUUGUUUAUAAUUUCCUAACCUCUAAGAAACGUGUUUCCCGCCAAAAUUAUUUUUUUUUAGUGUUUUAAAUUAAAAUUAAAAAAAACAUGGCUGAGAAGGCAAAAGAAAAUGAGUUUGUAUUAAGACCAAUAAAUUGUGAGAUGAAUCAGCUUUCUAUGCCUGAUGGAUCAGCUAUGUUAAUGCAAGGUGAUACUGCAGUCAUCGCUGGAGUGUAUGGACCUGUAGAAGCAAAGCCACAGAAAAUGAUUUAUGAUAAGGCUUUCGUUGAAGUAUCAUACACUCCUAUUAAAGGACCUGCUAAGGUGGAUGACAGAAUGACAGAAAUGUAUAUAAAGGAAACUUGUGAAACUGCAAUAAUUGUGACCUUUCAUCCAGCAACGGCUAUAUGUAUCAAUAUACAAGAGUUAGAGGAUUCUGGAGGGUUGUUAGCUUGCAUAAUUAAUGCAGCCUGUUUGGCUCUUAUUAAUGCUGCAAUUCCAAUGAAAUUCACUAUUGCGGCAGUCAGCUGUAUGAUAGAAGAAAGUACUGAUAAUAUUAUAUUGGAUCCUGAUAACACCCAAUUAGAGGAUGCCAGAGCAGAAUUUACCUACGCAUUUGAUAGCAUGAAGAAGGAUGUUAUAUGCUGUCACACAGUUGGUCAGUUUACAGAAGCAGAAUUUUUUGAAACCAUAGACAAGUGUAGACAAGCUAGUCAACGUAUAUUUGAUUUUUAUAGGAAUCUUGUAAAAAAGUAUGCAAAUGUAAUAUAACCCUUACAUAUUUUUCUGAAAUAUAUUUUCUAUUUUUUACUAA
Messenger RNA from Megachile rotundata (alfalfa leafcutting bee), 964 nucleotides. It is a transcript of the gene Rrp46, whose product is annotated as exosome complex component Rrp46. The record is from RefSeq and is a predicted model, not a curated record. Lineage: Eukaryota; Metazoa; Arthropoda; Insecta; Hymenoptera; Megachilidae. Gene Ontology annotation, molecular function: RNA binding. Gene Ontology annotation, biological process: U4 snRNA 3'-end processing; poly(A)-dependent snoRNA 3'-end processing; nuclear mRNA surveillance. Gene Ontology annotation, cellular component: nucleolus; cytoplasmic exosome (RNase complex); nuclear exosome (RNase complex).